Cololabis saira (Pacific saury) is the source of this 2871-nucleotide messenger RNA. Its product is annotated as lissencephaly-1 homolog A-like. The record is from RefSeq and is a predicted model, not a curated record. Lineage: Eukaryota; Metazoa; Chordata; Actinopteri; Beloniformes; Belonidae. The transcript is spliced from 11 exons. Bases 392 to 1624 code for a protein of 410 amino acids. Gene Ontology annotation, molecular function: protein binding.
GUAACGGCCACCGUUAGCAGCGAAUGCGGCGCCGCGCUCUGACCGCUCAGACUGCUGUGAGAAGUCACGGUGGACCCGACAACAAGCUGCUCGUUUCAGGCGUGGACUGGCCAGCGGGACAUGAAAUUCGUCAUGGGCGAAAAGGUCAUGGGCACGUUUGAUUUGUGAGGGACCUUUGGACCAUUGUGAAUACUUCUGGAUCCUUCUCUUGGUUAAUAGCAACAUCAUCGGAUCAUCUUGCUCUGCAUGGCACUCUUUUUGCCGCCUCUGAGCCUCUAAAGGGGAAGAAAGCAUCACACAGGAAUCGGACUCCUCCCCACUACGCACUCUACAGUCAGACUCCACAUCACCUCAUCUUCACCUCCCUGAGAGGGAGAGAACAGCAGCCAAUAUGGUGCUGUCGCAGAGACAAAGAGAUGAACUAAAUCGGGCUAUAGCUGACUAUCUCCGUUCUAAUGGAUAUGAGGAGGCCUAUUCAACCUUCAAGAAAGAAGCAGAAAUAGAUAUGAAUGAAGAGGUAGAUAAGAAGUAUGCAGGGCUUUUGGAAAAAAAAUGGACCUCUGUUAUCAGAUUACAGAAGAAGGUGAUGGAGUUGGAGUCGAAGCUAAACGAAGCAAAGGAAGAGAUGACACAUGGAGGAUCUGUGGGACAGAAGAGAGAUCCUAAGGAGUGGAUUCCCCGGCCCCCAGAGAGAUACGCCUUGAGUGGGCACCGUGCUCCUGUCACACGGGUCAUAUUCCACCCCGUGUUUUCUGUUAUGGUCACAGCUUCUGAGGAUGCUACCAUCAAGGUGUGGGACUACGAGGCUGGGGACUUUGAGCGGACCCUGAAGGGUCACACAGACUCUGUUCAGGACAUCUCCUUCGAUCAGACAGGAAAGCUGUUGGCUUCAUGUUCAGCUGACAUGAGCAUCAAACUAUGGGACUUCCAGGGUUUUGAGUGCAUCCGAACAAUGCAUGGCCAUGAUCACAACGUGUCCUCCGUGGCCAUCAUGCCAAACGGUGAUCACAUAGUGUCUGCUUCCAGAGACAAGACUAUCAAGGUGUGGGAAGUGGCCACUGGGUACUGCGUAAAGACAUUUACAGGCCACAGGGAGUGGGUGAGAAUGGUUCGUCCCAAUCAGGACGGCUCAUUGAUCGCCAGCUGCUCCAAUGAUCAGACCGUGCGUGUCUGGGUGGUGAGCUCUAAGGAGUGCAAAGCUGAGCUGCGGGAACAUGAACAUGUGGUAGAGUGUAUCGCCUGGGCCCCGGAUAGUGCUCACCCCACCGUGCUGGAAGCUACAGGCUCAGAGAGUAAGAAGAGUGGGAAACCUGGCCCCUUCCUCCUCUCUGGUUCCAGAGAUAAAACGAUUAAGAUGUGGGACGUCAGCACUGGGAUGUGCCUUAUGACUCUGGUGGGCCAUGACAACUGGGUGCGUGGAUUAUUGUUUCACCCUGGAGGACGAUUCAUACUGAGCUGCGCCGAUGACAAAACUAUUAGGAUCUGGGACUACAAGAACAAACGCUGCAUGAAGACCUUGAGUGCCCACGAACACUUCGUUACCUCUCUGGAUUUCCACAAGACUGCUCCCUACGUCAUCACCGGCAGUGUUGAUCAGACAGUCAAAGUCUGGGAGUGCCGCUGAACCUGCCACCAUGUUCCCGCCCUGCUCCUCCAACCCUCCAUCUCCUCCUUCCCAAACUCCAAAACUAAAAUCAAAAAAAGGCUAAAAAAUCUUUAAUGCCCCCUCCUCCCCCUCCGCUGCACCUUACUUCCUCUCCCCCCGCGGCCAGUCAAGCCCCUCACUUGCACUCCAAACCAUAGUCGACCAAGGCGCUUGUCCUUCCCCUCUGUCCUUGCUCCCCUGCUCCUCUACAUUGCUCCAGCCCUAUUAAGAUGACUAUUGUCCUUUUGUGUAAAUUAUUCUGGAUGUAGGGUACGCUUAAUAAAUGUCACGCAAUCUCUGACACAAACACAUUCAAAACAAUAAGUAUUCUUGCAUGGUGACUCCAAGAAAAAAAAAGAUUGAAAAAAAAAAUACAAUACUGUUAGAUUUACAAAUUUGCAUACUGUUGUCAUGACUUCCUGUCAGGUCCAAGGGUAAAUAUGUUUGUGUGCUGGCGCAGGUGGGUUUUGUUAACUGACAGUUCACAAGAACCGAUAGCAGCCCCCGCUGAAGGGGUUUAGGUUUGGUUUCACUUCACGCCUCCAUUACUGUGGUCUGUCACUGUGUAGUUGGUGAUGGAGACGCUGGGAAGGGGGGAAAAGAGAAGAGAGUUGUCCAGGAGAAUAGAAGAAGAUGAAAAGUGUAAACAGAAUGCAGCUUCUCAUAAAUCAUCUGAGGUUUUGUGGGAGAGUGCACAUGUACGUGUGUGUGUGUGUGUUUGUACGUUACGACAGGAGAAUCUCUGCACCGCCUCUGCUCUGACGGUCAGACGACGACGAGGAGGCAAAGUUUCUCGCCUACUGUUUUUUGUUUUUAUUUCUCUCAUGCUUCUUCAUCUCUUUUAACAAACUCGCUUUCUAGUAGACACUCACUGGACCUUAAUAAUCCAUAAGCUGCUGAGAGCACAGGCACAAGCCCCCAAACAAACAAACAAACGAAAAAAAACAAGAAAAAAGUGUGUUUUCCAGAGGAAAAAGUCGGCUCACCUUGACGAGGUCUGUGUACGUGUAUAUCACCCCGGAGAGUUGCCCAGUGCCCUCUUGCUCACUAUCUCUGCCUUGUUAACCCAUAGAGGGCUCCCUCAGGGGAUUUCAUCCAGCUUUCUGUGGUCUCAGCUCUCUUUCCACACACUCACAAAUGCACAUACACGCACAGUAAAGGUUGUGUAUCAAUAUAUCUAGAUGUCAUUGUUUGCAACAUAAUGAAAUAAAAUUCUGUAAAUAUAA